AUGCAAAUGAUAGAGGAACGGAUGGACUUUAUGAUGAAUGCACUUAAAGGACAGGUGUCUAGUGACCUCGAUGACUUGGUUCAUAAAACUAAUUCAUCAUUUACAGUGUCCGUCACUACAUUCCCCCUUCUACCAAAGUUUCGCAUGCCGCAGGUGGAAAAUUAUGACAAAUCCAAAGACCCCUUAGAUCACUUGGAGUCUUUCAAAACCCUAAUGCACCUUCAAGGGGUGCUAGACGAGAUCAUGUGCAAAGCCUUCCCCACCACGUUGAAGGGAUCUGCUAGGAUCUGGUUCUGCAGGCUGUCACCCAAUUCCAUUGGUACCUUCAAGGAGUUAAGUGCACAGUUUGCCUCACACUUCAUCGGGGGGCACAGGUAUAAGAAGUCCACUACAUGCUUGAUGAACAUUAAGCAGAGGGAGGACGAGACGCUGAGGUCCUACAUCACCCGCUUUAACAAAGAGGCUCUCUCGAUCAAUGAAGCAGACGACAAGAUACUCGUAGCUACCUUCACGAAUGGACUACGGAAGGGUAAGUUCUUGUUUUCCCUAUACAAGAACGACCCAAAAACUAUGUCAGAUGUGUUGUAUAGGGCCACCAAGUACAUGAACAUAGAAGAUGCGUUGUUGACCCGAGAAGAAAAGCCGAGGAAGAGGGAAAGACAAAAGGACGUAUGGCAGGACAGGGGGCAGAAGAUGGCUAGGACCAGAGAAUGGCGAGAAGACAGGAGUUCCAAGUCCCCCACGGGAAAGUUUGCGAGUUUCACUCCACUGACUGUCCCUAUCGACCAAGUCCUGAUGCAGAUUAAGGACGAAGGAGCCCUGACCUUCCCCGGCAAACUGAAGGGAGAUCCAAAUAAGAGGUCUAGAGAUAAGUAUUGCUGCUUCCACUGUGAUCACGGCUAUGAUACAACUGACUAUUACGACCUAAAGCAACAAAUUGAAGCCCUUAUUAGACAAGGAAAGCUGCAGAGUUUCGUCAGCAAGGAGAGGACGAACCCACCUCAGGAGCAGGCUUCCCGAUGA
Messenger RNA from Quercus robur (English oak), 1023 nucleotides. RefSeq lists its product as uncharacterized. The transcript has a single exon. Bases 1 to 1023 code for a protein of 340 amino acids. The record is from RefSeq and is a predicted model, not a curated record. NCBI's taxonomy places the organism in Eukaryota, Viridiplantae, Streptophyta, Magnoliopsida, Fagales, Fagaceae.